This is a messenger RNA of Platichthys flesus (European flounder), 3267 nucleotides long. Its product is annotated as kinesin-like protein KIF23. Gene Ontology annotation, biological process: microtubule-based movement. Bases 41 to 2935 code for a protein of 964 amino acids. Gene Ontology annotation, cellular component: nucleus; microtubule; kinesin complex. The record is from RefSeq and is a predicted model, not a curated record. NCBI's taxonomy places the organism in Eukaryota, Metazoa, Chordata, Actinopteri, Pleuronectiformes, Pleuronectidae. The transcript is spliced from 23 exons. Gene Ontology annotation, molecular function: microtubule motor activity; ATP binding; ATP hydrolysis activity.
GUUUUCAAAUCAAGACAGAGUCCGCUGUGAGAGCUUAACGAUGCAGAGAACAGGCAAAGGCAAGACUCCUCGGAGGCACGGACCUAGGAAGGCCUCCAACACAGAGAAAGAUCCAGUUGGAGUGUACUGCCGUAUACGACCGCUUGGAGCAGAAGAUGAGGAGUGUUGUGUUGACAUGAUCAGCAGCUCCACUAUUCAGCUGCAUGCUCCCGACGGUCUGAAAGCCAACCGCAAUGGAGAAUUCAAAGAGACACAGUACACCUUCAAAAAGAUAUUUGGUAUUAAUACCACGCAAGUUGAGCUUUUCGACGUUAUUGCCAAGCCGCUGAUUGAUGACCUCAUCGACUGUAAGAAUGGUCUGCUGUUCACUUACGGUGUUACUGGAAGCGGUAAGACCUUCACCAUGACCGGCGCUCCUGGGGACGGUGGACUCCUCCCGCGCUCUUUAGACAUGCUCUUCAACAGCAUCAGCGCCUUUCAGGCCAAAAGAUUUGUGUUUAAACCGGAUGAGAAAAAUGGGAUGGAGAUUCAGAAUCAAGUUGACGCUCUGCUGGAGAGACAGAAGCGAGACAGUCAGCCGUCUGUCCCCAAGACACCAGCCUCCAGGCAGAGGGCUGACCCAGAAUUUGCAGAUAUGAUCAGCGCGGAUGAGGCUUGUAAAUCUGAGAAUGUGGACGAGGACUGUUGUUACAGCGUCUUCGUGUCCUACGUCGAGAUCUACAACAACUACAUCUAUGAUCUCCUGGAAGAUGCUUCGUUUGACCCAAUCAGAUCAAAGGCGCCUCAAUCCAAGAUUCUCCGUGAAGAUCAGAAUCAUAACAUGUAUGUGGCUGGCUGCACGGAAGUGGAGGUCAAAUCCACAGAAGAGGCGUUUGAAGUCUUUUGGAAGGGGCAAAAGAAAAGGAGGACGGCCAACACUCAACUCAACCGGGAAUCCAGUCGCUCCCACAGUGUGUUCACGGUGAAGUUGGCCCAGGCCCCACUGGAUGCUGAUGGGGACCACAUUCUACAGGACAGAAACCAGGUGAAUGUGAGCCAGCUGUGUCUGGUGGACCUGGCAGGCAGCGAACGCACCAGUCGAACCAGAGCAGAGGGAAGCCGACUCCGUGAAGCCGGUAACAUCAAUCAGUCUCUGAUGACACUGCGCACAUGUAUGGAAGUCCUGAGGGAAAACCAAAUGUAUGGAACUAACAAGAUGGUACCAUACAGAGACUCUAAAGUCACACAUCUGUUCAAGAACUACUUUGACGGCGAAGGAAAAGUCAGGAUGAUUUUGUGCGUCAACCCAAAGGCCGAUGAUUAUGAAGAAACUAUGCUGGUGAUGCGCUUUGCCGAGAUGACCCAGGAGGUGGAGGUGGCGCGACCGGCCGAUGGGCCGAUCUACGUCCUUCCUGCAGGACGCAGACAAAGACACCAGGCGUCCAGAGAUGAGAUGUCACGUCGACAUGAAGAACGAGGAGGUCCCGGUAAUUCUGAUGACCCAGAUAUGCUGAGUCGGCUGAUUGAAAGCCUUCCAGCCCUGCCCCCUAGUGAGGUGGUGGACGCAUUCGAUGAUCAGACACUGCCCCGCCUGGUUGAAGUCCUGGAGAAGAGGCAACACAUUCGUCAGAUGAUAUCAGAGCAGUUCAAAACAAAAGCCAAUACACUGAUGUCCAUGCUUCAGCAGUUUGACAACCAGCACAGUGCAAAGGAGACUUUCCUACACAAUCAGCAAAGCAAACUAAACGAGAAAGACAAAAUGGUCGUCAGUCAGAAGAUGGAGCUGGAACGUUUGGAGAAAAAAUCCAAAAUGCUGGAAUAUAAGAUUGACAUCCUGCAAAAGACGACAGACAUGUAUGAGCAGGACAAACGCUCACUGCAGAAUGAGCUGGAGACCCGGGAGCAAAGGCUCCAGAGGGAACUCGGUGAGAGGAGGCGCUUGGAGCAGCGCAUGCAUGGCGUGGUGACGGACACCCGACACAAGUGGGAGAAGGAGUGUGAGAGACGAGUGAAUGCCAAGCAGAUGGAGAUGCAGAACAAGUUGUGGGUGAAGGAUGAAAAGUUGAAGCAGCUGAAAGCCAUAGUGACGGAGAGCAAUAGCACCAGCGGCGGUAGUUCAUCUGAAUGUCCAGAGAAACCCGCAAGGCCUUCAAGAGAGAGGGACAAGACCAUCACCCAGAAGAGGUCUGCAUCCCCAUCACCGACCCCUGACUUCAGCCAAACUCCUUCCCACCCAAAUCGAGCCCAUGUUAGAGCAGUUCAGGACCCUUACACCACCCCUUCCUCCAGCACUCCCUCCACCUCCUCUUCAGCUUACCGUUCAGUGGCCUCCUCCAUCUCAGAUUGGGAGCAGAAGUACCCUGUAGGCGCUGGGACUCCCCAGUGCAGGAGCCGGACUCCCCUAUGCCACGGCACCAGCAGCGUGGGUCGCAGGAGAGGCCAGCACUUGGCCAAAGACACUGAGGCCUCUGCUACCACUCUCGUCUACGGGCUAGACCUAGAGGCAGGCAGAAGGACGGCCCUUCCCGUCCAUCCAAUGCACAGACGCUCACACUCUGCGGGUGGGGAGAAAUGGGUAGACCACAAACCCUCCUCUAAUUUGGAGCUAGACACUUUCAUGCAGCCAAUCAUACCCAAUGCAAUCAAAGUGUCGACCCCCAGCGAGAAAGCUCUGUCUAAAUGCCAAAAGUAUGUGCUCAGACAUCAAGAGCUCGCCUCUGACGGGGAGAUCGAGACCCAACUCAUCAAGGGUAAUGUUUUUAAGACCAGGGGCGGAGGACAAGCUGUGCAGUUUACUGACAUCGAGACGCUAAGUCAAGAGUUUUCAACAGCACCGAGUCGCAAAAGGCGAUCUGGCUCUGGAGAAGGUCGAGUUCAACGAGAGAACAUCGAAAACGUGCCUCCAGUAUCGAGCACAAGUUCCAGCCAUGGCUACCAAAAACGGAGAAAGCCUUGAGUCGCUGACAAUCUGAAGAACCUUUUUUUCUUAAACUUAUGUGAUGAGUCAUGCAAAGAAUAUUUUUAGUUUUUUAAUUUAUAGUUCUGCUUGCUUGCUUUUUUAAAAUUUAUUAGAAGUGACGCCGAAGCUUGUGGAUUAUGCAAAAAAUAGUGACCCGUGUUUUGAAAUUCCAGUGUGUAGAGUUUGUAAAUAUUUAGCUGUUAAGUAGAUUUUACUGAAAUCAAUUCUCUUACCCCCAUGAAUAAGUAUGAUGAAACUUUUAACUCCUGUCUUUUAAAACAGGAUGUGUAGCACACUGAUUUCUUUUUUGGUGGCAUUAAAUUCCUUUG